GAAAAUUCAAAUAAACUCAUAUAACUUCAAUAUCAAAUGUUCAACCUGGAAAUCCAAAGAUAGGUUUUGUCUAAGAAAAAAAGUGAAAAAUAUGCGCAAUUCGCAACCCAAGAUACAUUGUGACUUCCGUUUAAUGUACCUUGUUACGUGUCGAACCACAAAUAAUCCGAACCAUCCGAGAUUGUUAUUGUAUAGUACAAUACAAUGUCACAUAAAUAUAUAUAUAUAUAUAUAUAUAUAUAUAUAUAUAUAUAUAUAUUUUUUUUUACAAACGGACCUCUAGUCCUAUACGCGAAAUUGCAAAUCGACUCGCAAUGUGGCCUUCCGCUGAGAACUCGACCAAAAUCGUACCCGUAAUUGGCCCUCGGCUUUAGUGGAAACCAUUUUGCCUCGGAAAAGCCCGCGCCAUUUUCAUGCUCGCCGGCGCCACUAUCUCAACGCACUUCCGAGUCCUCAGCGUUCCGCUCUUCCAAGUUUCCCUUUCCAUCCCAAAACUCGCCACAAUUCCCUUCGCCUCGUUUCGUGUCUUCCAUUCCCCAUUCAAAAUCCCUCCGUCAUCGCUCUCGUGCUUUUCAAGCUCUUUCACCGCCGCCGCCGCCGCCGGGAGAUCACGCCUCAACCUCACUUCUCCCGGCCCGAUGGCUCCUUCAUCGAAAGCUAAAAUCGUGGCGGAGUACGCCAAAUCAGGCCGGUCCUCAUGCAAGAAGUGCUCCCAGUCCAUUCCUGCUAAAUCCCUCCGAUUGGGUCUCGUCUCCCGAGACGCCCGAGGGUUUGACCUGACUAAGUGGUACCACAUGCAUUGCUUCUCCGAAACCCUCGACUCCGUCGAGCUGAUUGCCGGUUUCGAUUCUCUUGAGAGUGGUGAUCAGGAUGCUUUGAAGAAACUGGUGGAUGAAUGCAAGAGUUCCAUUGAUAAGGUUUCGAGUGGAGCUACAGAGGUUCAGAAAGGAAGCAGGAAAGGAAGAAAGAAUGCGGAAGCUGAUGAAGAUGGACUUGAAAACCAAGGGGAUAAUAAGGUUUCAAAGAAAAUUAAGCCGACGGCCAAGGAAGAAACCAGGGCUGAUAUAGUGUUCUCGAUUUCGGAUGUGCUGCAGACAUAUAAGGGUGCUACGCUACUUCCAAAGUGGAAGGCCUUUCAGACAGUCUUAUUUCUUGAGACGGAUGAUGGACUUCGUGAUUCUGAUAAAGUUGCUGCAUUUGAUUUUGAUGGAUGUCUAGCAAAAACGUCUGUUAAGAGAGUUGGUGCAGAUGCUUGGUCCUUAAUGUAUCCUUCUAUCCCCGACAAGCUCAGUAGCUUAUAUAAUGAUGGUUACAAACUGGUUAUCUUUACAAAUGAGUCUAACAUAGAUCGCUGGAAGAACAAAAGACAGGUAGCAGUGGACUCCAAAAUUGGACGCCUGAACAACUUUAUUCAGCAUGUGAAGGUCCCAAUUCAGGUUUUCAUAGCAUGUGGCUUCACUGUUGGUGGAGUAGAGGAUCCGUACCGCAAACCCAACCCUGGAAUGUGGCAUCUUAUGGAGAAACAUCUCAAUUCUGGAAUUACAAUUGAUAUGCAACAAUCCUUCUAUGUUGGGGAUGCAGCAGGGAGAGAUGAUGACCAUAGUGAUGCUGACUUAAAAUUUGCUCAGGCUGUGGGAUUGAAGUUUCAUGUGCCUGAGGACUUCUUCGGUGCAUAAUAGAAUAACCACGCUCUGCCUACAACCUCCCGAUCGACUGUUUUGCUAUGUCUGAAAUUAGAUUAGAUUAGUUGUCCAGAUUGUAUGUUGCUUAGGUGAUAGGUGUUGCUGCCUCUGGCCCUUGGCAUGCCAGCAAUCCCUGAAUAUGUUUGUAACAUUGGUAGCCUGUGAAAGAAGAGAUCUUGCCAUCUGGUGGUGUGGUGGAGAUCAAUUUUUCUUCAACUCUUGCUCUUAUUAAAUCGUCGGGGCUAUCACAGGAUCCGUAAUUGUAGUCCUUAUGGUCACACUGAGCUAUAGUUGAUAGCAGAGGAACUCCCUGAAAGAGACUAACAGGGUUUCACAACUCAAGUCAUGUUUGAUCUGGAAAAUCUUAAUAAUGGAAUUAACAAUUUAUUGAGUCGACCAAUUCUGCAAAACUUACAAUUUUGUUUCUUUUGGAUCAUUAUUCUGAUCGCUAUCUACCAAGUAAGCAAAGCUUCUUCUUCCUGAUCAAAGCGUGAACCACACGAAAAUGAUUUCGUGCGUAGGACAAAGAAAUUCACAUGAAACCUCUUCAACCGCCAAAAAAUGCUAUAGAUGGAGUCAAAAGAAUUACAAGGAAAAAAGAGGUUCCCUAACGGCUACCACCAGAAUGAACACCUCUGCUCUGG
Molecule: messenger RNA, 2326 nt
Organism: Linum trigynum
Lineage: Eukaryota; Viridiplantae; Streptophyta; Magnoliopsida; Malpighiales; Linaceae
Source: the annotation of a GenBank genome assembly